CAAUUGCAAAAAUGUUUGCUAAUGAUGCAUCAUGGCACAUCGUCUAUUUUAGUAAUUUGUUAAUGACCAUAUUUCAGGAAUGGGGAAAUAGUAAUACAACGGCUAUAGUAACGUACUUUGCAUUGCAAAUAACAAUGAUAAUCGGCAUGUUCACGAAUUGCUUCGUUGGCCAACUUCUUAUCGACGAGGGCAAUGUUGUUAAAAAGAUAUCUAAUACGUUAGAUUGGUAUCAGCUGCCUGUGGAGAAAGCACGCUGUUUGAUCUUAGUUAUUAUUAUGUCGAAUAAUCCAAUGAAAAUCACAGUAGCAAAUAUGGUACAGUUGUCCCUAAUUACGUUCAUUGAUGUGAGUAUAUGCAACAGUGUCGUCCAUAAAAGUCUCUGA
Messenger RNA from Frieseomelitta varia, 383 nucleotides. RefSeq lists its product as uncharacterized. The transcript is spliced from 2 exons. Gene Ontology annotation, biological process: detection of chemical stimulus involved in sensory perception of smell; sensory perception of smell. Gene Ontology annotation, molecular function: odorant binding; olfactory receptor activity. Bases 12 to 383 code for a protein of 123 amino acids. The record is from RefSeq and is a predicted model, not a curated record. NCBI's taxonomy places the organism in Eukaryota, Metazoa, Arthropoda, Insecta, Hymenoptera, Apidae. Gene Ontology annotation, cellular component: plasma membrane.